This is a messenger RNA of Aplysia californica (California sea hare), 3602 nucleotides long. RefSeq names its product HMG box-containing protein 4. The record is from RefSeq and is a predicted model, not a curated record. The coding region runs from base 403 to 2451 and encodes 682 amino acids. The transcript has 13 exons. NCBI's taxonomy places the organism in Eukaryota, Metazoa, Mollusca, Gastropoda, Aplysiida, Aplysiidae.
UGGAGAUGGGUUUAUUUCUCAAGUUUAGGCCAUUCAGUGUAUAUGUGGGGGGGGGGGGGUUGACACUAUCUUUAUUAUUUUUCAUUGCACUUUUUAAAAACUCCUCAUUAACUAAACUUGCUUGAUGAAACUUGUGAAUCUAAAUAAUAACUUAAUAAUUUAAAAACCAACCUAGGCCUAGAUCAAUACCUACCAGUACCAGUUUUCAGCAGUAAAGAAUGAUUUUAGCUGUAGCAAGAGGGGAACGGCCGGGAACGCUCUGAACUCCGAACAACAACGCCAAAGAUUUGAAUUCUGUACAAACAUCUCUCAGUGUGUGGUGUUGGCAUCCAGCUGCAACACAUAUCUGCUAACCUACAGCCUACAGUCUACACAGUCUUCUACAGCCAUUCCUCCAGAGAGAUGUCAAAGAGAGACAGUGACAUGUUUUUAGAUGCAGGACCUCCGGCAAAGAUGUUUAGAGAUGACCCCGAUGACAGUGGAGGCGGAAGAACUGGCAGGGUCCGUAAAAAGUCUGCAAAAGUUUUGGAGAUGGAAGAGUUUGAGCAAGCAGAAAAGACCCACCACACAACAAAGAAAGGGAAAACACCAAAAGGAGCACAACCAGGUUUUCCCAGUUUACCUGAAGAGCCAGAGCCAGUUCCUGAACGGCCGUCAGGCUCAACCAAGAAGACGAAAACCACAAAGGCUGCUGGCUUAGUGCCCAUCGAGACAACUCCAGUUUCAACAAAGACGCAGAAAGUGGCUUUCAAGUUGGAGACUCAGACCUCGCCCGGUCAGCCUGUCAAACAAAAUCUUGUGUCGCUGCCACCAAACAGCCUGUUGACUGCUCCUGGGGUGACAAACAUCACAAUCACAUCUUCAGGAGUGAAGACUGAGAGUUCCUCUGAGGCAGGAGUGAUGGAUCAGGCCUCUGGAGGGAAGGAGGAUGGAAAAAGUGUCAUCAAGUACCUGUUAAGCUCUCCCUCCAGUGGCUCAAAGCCUGCUGUCAGCACCAAUGCACUCACAAAACUGACCCCCGCAGGUGCAGCAAGUACGCCCGAGGCGAUAUCGACUGGUAAAAAAGGAAGCAAGAAAAAGGCUCCUCAAGAGAAACUAGAGAAAGCCACACCAAAACCGAAAGCUAAGGCUAAGAAAGUAAAAGCAGAGACUUUGUCUGCAUCAGAGGACUUGUCCUUCUCCGAGUCUGAUCUGUCUGGUUUGGACCUACCGGCGGCAGGUCUCAAGAUGAAAAUAUUUGCCAGUUCAGACCCGUCUACCGCACUUGUGUCCCUGGCCUCCCCACAAGCUAACACAGAGCUACCGAAGCAGCCAAAGCAGAAAAAGUCUAAAAAGGCAAAGCAGGAGACAACGACAAUCGACAGCUUCGCCUCAGAUGUUUCUUUUGGAAUGCUCAGUGGCCCUGGGUCGGACAGCGAUGUAGAUGUCAAGAAACCAGCAAAGAAAAACCCCCCAAAGAAACUGGUAAAGAAGAAAGAAAAGCUGAUACAAGACGCGAUUUCUGCAGCAAAACAGAUGCCAAAUCUUGCUGCACUAGUUGCGUCUCAAGGUCCCCUGGCCGGACAAGCUGUUUCCUCCGGUGUAGCUGUGCAGAAAGCGAGCCAGAAACCGAAGAAAAAACCCAAAGCAGCAUCUCCCUUGUUAUCUGGGGACAGCCCUUCGGACUCGGCAGUUAAGUCUGAACUGUCAUUUGAAGAGGAUGGUGAAGAAGAUGAGGUCAACUUGGUCAUAGCUGAAACGGAAAAGAAGAGAAAAAAGACAGUGUUGAAGAAAAAAGCUCCAUCUGGAAAAGGGAAAUUAUCACCCUCAAAGGGGGAAAAGCCGGAGAAAAAGUUGCCUAAGCGAGCCCCCACAGCUUACAUGUUGUUCUGUAACACUCACAGGCCAACAAUUGUCAACGAAAAUCCUGGUAUCGAAUUUGCUGGAAUCAGCAGAAAACUAGGGGAGAUGUGGCAGACUCUGUCAAGUAAACAAAAGAUUUCUUGGAGAAGAAAGGCCCAGCGGAGGAUGAAAAGAGGCUCCCAUCUCAUCUCUACUGGCAAGGUCUCAAAAGAGGCACAGCUGACCUCGGCCGGUCCUCUAACCAUGGGUGGUAUAAAUCAGCUUAACUCUGGACUGAAGCUGUCCACGAUCCUGCAGAAAUCUCCCCGAUCUCUUUCUGAUGACUCUCCCCAGAGUCCUACCAAGCAAAAUUUCAGCAUAGAGCCUAUUGAUGUAGCUGCUCACUUGAAGUUGCUGGGCGAGUCCCUCAGUAUCAUUGGAAUGAGGCUUCAAGAGCAUAAGGGAAUGAUCGCAGUCCAGGGCAGCCUGUCAGUUCUCCUGGACUCGCUGCUGUGUGCCUGCGGCCCCUUGCUGUGCCUCACGCAGCAGAUCCCCGGCAUGGAUGGGUGCUCUCCCUCGGUCCACGCACAGACACUAGACAGUGUGGCUUAUGUUAUGCCGGGAUUGUAAAUGAUACUAGUUUUAACUCUUUAUUUCCAGGAUGGGGGGGGGGGUAAACCCACUAUGCCAUGGCCCUUUUUUGGUUCAAAAUUUAAAAGUGACGUGUACGGUACGCCUCUAAAUUGGUCAUUAAAUCAAAAUAAGUGACCUAUUUUGAUAGGUCUUCAUGUGAUGAAAAUUCCUGGUAAAAGAGACCUGUUUUCGGCAGUUGCCGAAGAGUAAUUUGACAUCGAAGUCGUCAUAAAGGAAUGUGCCCGAGCUGCUGUCAGCGGCACACCGACACAGGGGUUCAGACCACGAGCCACUGAGAGUGGCUGGCCGAACAUAAGGGGUUAAUCCAUGACACUCCACACGGAGCGCGGGGGGGGGGGGAGGGGGUGUCAAGUUAGAUGAGACAGUUCAGGAAAGAAGAGUAGGAGAAUGGAGAGUAGAGAAAUACAGAUGAGAGCAGCAUAGAGGUGUAUUGUGUUUGAAGUUGAAAUGUUUGACCGGCUAUAACCAGACUUUAGUAAAGACAAAGACCUCGUUUUCUAUGAUACUACUUCAGCACUCAUAGUGGCUGAGUGGAUACAGUGCUUCCAAUCUUCUUACGUAAGGUCGUACAAUCAGAUAAAACAACACACACUCUUGUAAAAAUGAGUGAUAUGGGUUGUUGGCAAUAAUCUCUUUAAACGGGCUGCCAAACGUUAUUUUCAAAUUUUCAAUCCUGCCUCUAUAAGCACAACAUUUCAAUUUGGUCAUGGUUGGGGAAGGGGGGGGGGGCACUUUGCUACCUGAACCACCACCGGUACGUUGUCCAUGAACCCGGCUGGGGGCAUGUGCCACCCCACACCCCUAAGACUAACAUAGAAUUUUCCUAGUCAAAUGGAAUUGGCUGCAGUCUGUAGUAACAAAAAAGUAAGAGCUAUCUCUUUCAGUGGGAGGUGUGUUCUCUUUGUAAAUAUGUACAUAAAUUGCUAUUGCAUUAAGGGGUAUUUCUUGUUUUUGAACACCUCAUGAUAUUUCCUUUUAAAUUUUUCUGUAAACUUCUUUUUUUUAAUGUAACUUUAAGCGUGCAAGUGUGUUUUGUUUUUUCAAUGGAGGAUAGUUUUGUCAGGAUUUGAGUAACACUGAAAUGCCUGUCUAUGACACUUUGUCUUCCUAAAUUAAAUAUCAAAUAU